AAGCCCGUGCUGGUUAAAACAAGUUAAACAAGUCAAGGGGAACGAUGAACAUUAAAAUUGUUCCUGUUUGUUUUGUUCUCUAUUUGAAUUCCUGUUCACUCCGCCUGAAGGGUGAAGCUGUUACCGUAAAGCAGGGUAUAUAGGCGCUGUGGAGUUUCAGAAGCGUGGAGCAGUAGUAUGUAUACCUGUGCCUGAAGGAUGAAGCUGUUACCGUAAAGCAGGGUAUAAAGGCGCUGUGGAGUUUCAGAAGUGUGGAGCAGUAAUAAACCUGUUCUCUCUCCUGCACGGCUCUGCUCUGCUCUCAGUCUGCUGAACAUGGGUUCCUCACACUCUGACCUGCGGGAACAUGAGGUCCAGCAUCUCUCUGAGAAAACCGGCUUUUCUUCAGAGCAGAUCAGAAACCUGCACAAGAGAUUUAAGAACCUGACCCACAACAGUGACACCUUAAGCCGAGGUGACCUGGAGAAAAUCGGCGAUUUGACUUUCAACCCCAUUAGAAGCCAAAUCAUUGAUGCCUUCUUCGACAAAAGGAACUUCAGACAGGAUGAGGUGGGCACUGUGGAGGAGAUCAGCUUCGAGGAGUUCCUCACCGUCAUGUCCCACUUCAGGCCACUGAACCAGGAGUUGACGCAGGAGGACAAAGAUAAGAUUAGAAAAGAGAAACUCCACUUCCUGUUCAACAUGCACGACAAAGACAACGACGGCAUCAUCACUUUGGAGGAAUACAGACAGCUGGUAGAAGAACUGCUGUCCAACUCUGCUAUCGAAGGAGAAACAUCCAAGUCCAUCGCAGACGCUGCUAUGCUCGAGGUCGCGAGCGUCACGAUGGGUCAGAUGGCUCCAGAUGAGGUGUAUGAGGGAAUCACGUUCGAGCAUUUCCUUCAGAUUCUGAAAGGCGUGGAGAUCGAGUCGAGGAUGUACAUCCGCUUUCUGUACGUGGACACGACGACGAUGAGAUGCGGAAAGUAGACCGUUCCCAGCUCUGUACUAGUUUGACCUUUCGACGACUUCUUAAAGCAUCUCCAAACCUUCCAGUAGUGCUGCUGCGUGCGUGCGUGCGUGCGUGCGUGCGUGAGUGAGUGAGUGAGUGAGUGAGUGAGUGAGUGAGUGAGUGACACCUGAACGGGUUGAACAGCAUGUGUGGCAUUUCUGCGAGCGUAUUUUUAAACUGACGUGCUGUAUGUGUGGCAUGCGUGUAGGUGUUGAGUGAAGGACUAGCGCUCGGCUGAAAGGGGAGAUUGUUUUGGGAUAAUUUCUUAAUCCCUUUGGCCUUAUCUAUUUUGGGUGCCUUUGAGUAGAGGUUAAAUACUGCACCCACAUAACGCUUAUUAACCGUAUUAGCAACACACUCACGCAUAUUCUGCACUUAUACGGUAUCAUGGUCCAGUUUUAAGAGUCCACUACCACUGUCAAAACCUGUUCGGUGUUUAACGUUUGCAUUUUUAAUUUUUUUUUAAUGUACAGUAGAUCAAAACGACACGUAAGCCUGUCUCACUUAAUAUCUGUUCUAUAGCUAAAUAUCCGAGUCGAACCACCAUCUACCAUCCUCGCGUGAAACCGUGACGUUCCUAAGGAAACGUUUCGCCUUUCGUCCAGCGCCCUCUUCAGACGUACGCACGUAAUAUCGGUUGACUUUGUACUUAUAAAUACGAACACAAAAAUACACGUUCAUGAGCACCGACGAAGACAUUACCGACAUUAGUAUUUUUCCGCCAAGGCGUCGUUGGUAGUUCCAGCGUCGCAGCCUCGUGCUUCGAGCGUGAUCCGUUCCUCUUAGCAAAUCGUCUUCAAUUCUUUAAGCGUACCACGUGAGGGUUCCUCCACCGGACUCGGACUAUCAAAAUGGCUCAGAGAUGAACAGUGAGUGGCAUUUCAGGAGAUGCCAAGGCCUUCUCGAGUUAUUUUGGCUGCACGUGGCGCCGGUACGGUUCUCAGAGAAGCAGCCCCACAUCACGAUGCUCCCUCCACCGUGCUUCACCGUAUGUAUAGCGUUCUUACGAUCGUACGUCUUUCUCCAAGCAUGACGAGCUGAAUUAUCGAGCUCUAUUUUUGUUUCGGAAAUAAAUAAAUAAAUAAAUAAAAAGACUCCUGAUUUGUCUAAAGGCUCGUGUGCACAUUUGUAGACGCACCCUCUCUGUGGUUCUUUCACAGCACGGGAGUUUUGCAUGGGGUGUUUUGCAGUGCAGUUCAUUGCUCUGUGUAACUGUCGCUCCUGCUGCGUAUAGGUCGUCCUGCAGCUCUUUUCGAGCGACUGCCGGCUUCUCUCCUAUCUUCCUCAUCAUUAGUCCGAGAGCGCAUUUCUACGACUAAAAACCCAAAGAAAUAUUCCUUGCACUGACUUAGCAGGGAAUAGUGGGAAGUGCCGUGUUGUUAAAGGAGAAUAAUCCAAAUCCACGCCAAGGGGGUGUGACUUGGGCCGACGUGAAGCAGCCUGGUUUAAACUUGACGCGCGAUUCGGCUCACGUGCGGAAGCAGAGGUAUUCCGCACCCGCAAACGUCUGGCGAGUUUACGCACGGCGACGUUGAACACGCCGACUUUUUGCGAUCGAUGUCGCGAUUGUCUUUACCUUCGAAACUAUUUACAAUCUACACAAGCUAGGCAAAACUGAUCCUCCGGUAGGUUUGAAGGUGACACGAGAGGUUUUAGAAAUCGUACGCUAAAUGUCAUCGGAAAAGCGGUCAGCGUUAGCGCCCGACAACAGUCUAGAAUCGUAUCCGCGUAUCGAUUCGAGAACGAGACACAGCGCUCAGUCGUUUAGCGGAGGAACACCGGCGGGAUCAUUCGUCCUAGAACUUUAAACUAUGCUAGUGCAGGAUAGGGAAAAUAUUCAAUCAGGGGCGUGUCCGAACGUGACUCCCCGUGACUUCUCAAGAAGUAUUAGCGCAUAUGUCUGUCUUUAUUUUCAAUAUCGAUUCGUAAAAGAAAAGAGCGAAAAGAGGAGAUCUGGAGCGAGUUUCUCUCAUGAUCUCAUUUGUAAAUCAAGUAGUUUGGGAACCCCUGGUCUAUGCUACGUCUCUGUAGCAUUCUCCGUUUGAGUGUCGAUUGAUAAUGUUUUCCCUGAGAACUUCAGGAAGCUCCUUCUCCUUCACCUUCACCAUGAUUGUUACCACCGGCAACGUCUUUUAAAACAACACCAGGUGCGAUUUGCAUUAGAACAUUUUUCCCAGCGUUUCAUUCUUUCAGUGAUGAUGCAAGGCCUACAAAGGUUUUUAACAUAGUGUCCGAAUACCUUUUCCCCAUCAGUUCUGUUUUUGAAACAUCUUACUGUUUUCAUCAUGCUUAUGAAUUUCUCUCUAUAUAUAUAAGUACAAUGUCAAACGACAUUAUGAGUGUGAAUCUCAAGUGGCUCUACGCACUGGAAGUAAAUUAAAUAACAAAAAAACCAAACAAAAAAAAGUGUCCGAAUACUUAUUUCCCCUCACUGUAUACGGCUUAAGGAAUAUUUCAUGUGACCUUUUCACGAACCUUUUCAUAAUACACCCGGUGGUGUGCUAUUCUAGAAAGAAAAUAAACAACCGCGUGACGUGGUGCCUCCCGACGCGAAACCGUUAGCCCCCCGAACUGUUUCCUUCCUUUCAUACCUGUUGAUUUCUGAGUUCUGAAUUCUGAUUGGUCAGCAGCUGUUGAUUAAUGUUAAAUAUUCCAUUUUCUAUCAUCAGCAGCUCCAGUAAUUCCUUCUUGCAAAAAUCACACGCUUAUAUUAAUAACGUUCCGUGAUCGUCACGUCUACAGCUCCUAUAACGUAAACGGGGAAUCGUUUCCCGGACGUUCCACAACACUAAACCGGUUCAGAUAGAAAAAAGCACGACGUGUUGUUCUUUAAUGAAUAAAACGACAUAAUCGUCGGCAGACCGCUGUCGUAUAAAAGGGAGUAAAACACACCGGGACGCUGUUGUUGUUCGAGGAAAAUCAUCUCAAACGAACGUUGAGGUGGUUGCGGCAACGCCGCUUCAUCUCACCG
Molecule: messenger RNA, 3962 nt
Organism: Ictalurus furcatus (blue catfish)
Lineage: Eukaryota; Metazoa; Chordata; Actinopteri; Siluriformes; Ictaluridae
Gene: tesca
Product: tescalcin a
Exons: 8
Coding region: 316-969 (217 amino acids)
Molecular function (GO): calcium ion binding
Source: RefSeq, a predicted model, not a curated record